GAGGCUCCGCGAAGGGAAGGAGCGCCGGGGUGGGCGCUGAGGCGGGGGCUGAACCCGGAAGUGGGUAGGCGCUGGCGCGAGCGCGCCCUGGAGUGGAGCCGAGCGGCUGGGAGCCAGUGGGGGAGCCCGGGGUUCCCGGUAAAAUGGAUCCGUGGGGCGUCUGCCUAGGGAAACCGGGUGGGAAGGGCAGUGGAUAUCUCGUCGGCAAGCGUCUUCUCCGCCUGGCCAGGGCCUGGGGAGGCUGUUUUGCCUCCUUUAGUCGUCGCUCGGGUUGACCCCACUCCUAGUCAGUGCCCUUUGGGGGCCGCUUUUGGCCCGGGUUUGGGGAGAGGGACGUGCGCCGCCUCCGCAGAGCUGCGCUUUGCCGGCGCUGUUGAGCAGGUUCGCGGGGAGACCCGGAUUCUGCGGCCGCCACGGCCUUAUUGUCACUGCCCCAGCGCGCCUAAGCUCUGACUGCAGACCCCGCAGUCUGCACGGUCCGCUGUCCUGCAGGCAUCCCUCCCUCCGUCCCGGCCCAGUUAUUUCCAGCUUGUUUGUGCAUCAGGCCCGGAAGGUGCGCUCUGGCUUCCUUGAAAAUUAUUCUUUUGUUGGUGGUCUUUUCUAACCUAGCUGCCCUUGUUCUCCGCCCUGAAAUCUUAGCCAACGAUGAAGGUAAGCUGUGACUUUGGUAGAAUUUAGUUAUGAUGUAGAAAAGAUCAGUUGACAAGUAAGCGCCUUUGGUUAUUUAACAUUGCUUGGCUAUCGAGUUAUUUUCCGUGGUUCUUUUGCAGACCAUGAAACCGUCGGGCACGCCCCUCCAGAAGCUGUUGUCCGAGACAAUCUAGUUUCCUCUAUGUAUCCCUUACGACACUUAGGAAGUUUCUUGUUCUGAAAUUGCUGUACUGCAAUGAAGAAGAGGAGAAAGGUUACUUCAAAUCUUGACGAGAAGAUCCAUCUAGGCUAUCAUAAAGAGUCUUCAGAGGGAAAUGCCGCUGUGGAGUGUGACCAAGUGACCUACACUCGUUCUACGGAAAGACCUGAAGCUCUUCACUGUUAUCAGCAGCUUCCUCCUUCUCCAGAUCAGAGAAAGCUUUUGAGUUCUUUGCAAUAUAAUAAAAAUUUGCUGAAGUAUUUGAAUGAUGAUAGGCAGAAGCAACCAUCCUUCUGCGACUUGCUUAUCAUAGUAGAAGGAAAAGAGUUUAGUGCACAUAAAGUAGUCGUUGCUGUUGGCAGUAGUUAUUUUCAUGCGUGUUUGAGCAAAAAUCCAAGCACGGAUGUUGUCACUCUGGAUCACGUAACACAUUCAGUGUUUCAACAUUUGCUGGAGUUUCUUUACACAUCAGAGUUUUUCGUGUACAAAUAUGAAAUACCUCUUGUUUUAGAGGCUGCAAAAUUUUUAGACAUUAUAGAUGCGGUAAAGCUGCUAAAUAACGAGAAUGUUGCCACUUUUCAGUCAGAGCUGACUGAAAAGUCAACGCCAGAAGAGACACUAAGCGAGUUAACUGGAAGACUAUCAAAUAAUCAUCAGUGCAAAUUCUGUAGUAGACAUUUUUGUUAUAAAAAGUCCUUAGAGAAUCAUUUGGCUAAAACUCAUAGGUCCCUUUUAUUAGGGAAAAAACAUGGGUUAAAAAUGCUGGAGAGAAGUUUUUCUGCAAGAAGAUCAAAAAGGAAUAGGAAGUGUCCUGUCAAGUUCGAUGACACCAGUGAUGAUGAACAAGAAAGUGGUGAUGGAUCAGACAAUUUGAAUCAAGAAAGUUUUGAUAAGGAAAAGUCAGAUAGAAAUGAUUCUGAGGAUCCUGGAAGUGAGUAUAAUGCUGAGGAAGAUGAGAUAGAGGAGGAAAUGUCAGAUGAAUACUCCGACACUGAAGAGCAGAGCGACAAAGACAAUGAUGCUGAAGAGGAACCUGAGGCUGGAGACUCUGUAGAAAACCUUCACGAAGGCUUAGCUCCAGUCAUCAUUCAGAACAGUAACAAAAAAAUACUGCAGUGUCCCAAGUGUGAUAAAACAUUUGACCGGAUAGGGAAAUAUGAAAGUCACACCCGUGUGCACACAGGUGAGAAGCCCUUUGAGUGUGAUAUUUGUCACCAGCGUUAUUCGACAAAGUCCAACCUAACUGUUCACAGAAAGAAGCACAGUAAUGACAGCGAGUUUCAUAAGAAGGAGCACAAGUGCCCUUACUGUAAUAAACUGCACGCAAGCAAGAAGACAUUAGCCAAGCAUGUUAAGAGAUUUCAUCCUGAAAAUGCACAAGAAUUGAUUUCUAUCAAGAAGACUAAGAGUGAAAGUUGGAAAUGUGACAUUUGUAAGAAAUCUUUUACUCGAAGACCACACUUGGAGGAACAUAUGAUUCUUCAUUCUCAAGAUAAGCCUUUUAAGUGCACCUAUUGUGAAGAACAUUUCAAAUCACGGUUUGCACGGUUAAAGCAUCAGGAAAAGUUCCAUCUGGGUCCUUUUCCAUGUGAUAUAUGUGGUCGUCAGUUCAAUGACACUGGAAAUUUGAAACGCCAUAUAGAAUGUACUCAUGGUGGAAAGAGAAAAUGGACUUGUUUUAUUUGUGGGAAAUCAGUAAGAGAAAGAACUACUUUAAAAGAACAUUUGAGAAUCCACAGUGGAGAGAAGCCUCAUCUCUGUAGUAUUUGUGGGCAAAGUUUCCGUCAUGGGAGCUCAUACAGACUUCACUUACGAGUGCACCAUGAUGACAAAAGAUAUGAGUGUGAUGAAUGUGGAAAAACAUUUAUUCGUCAUGACCAUCUUACAAAGCACAAAAAAAUACAUUCAGGUGAAAAGGCUCAUCAGUGUGAAGAAUGUGGAAAAUGUUUUGGGCGGAGGGAUCAUCUCACUGUCCAUUACAAAAGUGUGCAUCUUGGAGAGAAAGUAUGGCAGAAAUAUAAAGCAACAUUUCAUCAAUGUGAUGUUUGUAAAAAAAUUUUUAAAGGAAAAUCAAGCCUGGAAAUGCAUUUUCGGACACAUUCAGGUGAAAAACCGUACAAGUGUCAAAUUUGCAAUCAGUCUUUUAGAAUUAAGAAAACUUUAACAAAACACCUGGUUAUUCAUUCUGAUGCCCGACCUUUCAACUGUCAGCACUGUAAUGCAACAUUUAAGCGGAAAGACAAGUUGAAAUACCACAUCGACCAUGUUCAUGGGAUAAAAUCUCCUGAUGAUCCUCUCAGUACUUCUGAGGACAAACUUGUGCCCUUGCCAGUAGAGUAUUCAUCUGAUGAUAAAAUCUUUCAAGCAGAAACAAAACAAUAUCUGGACCAGCCCAAAGUUUAUCAAUCAGAAGCCAAGACUAUGUUACAGAAUGUAUCUGAAGUGUGUGUUCCCGUUACCUUGGUCCCGGUUCAGAUGCCUGACACUCCCAGUGACUUGGUGCAGCACACAAGCACCCUUCCACCAUCAUCCCAUGAGAUCCUGUCACCACAGCCACAAUCAACUGAUUAUCCACGUGCAGCUGAGUUAACAUUUCUGGAAAAAUACACUCUUACUCCUCAACCUGCAAAUAUAGUUCAUCCAGUCCGACCUGAGCAAAUGCUAGAUCCCAGAGAACAGUCUUAUCUUGGAACAUUACUGGGUCUUGAUAACACUACUGCUGUUCAAAAUAUUUCCACUAGCGAGCAUCAUUCAUGAGUAAACAUUCCACAGACUUUUCGAUGGUCAUGUGCUAAUGGUAGCUAGAAGCUAGUGGCUUUUAAAUUAGUAGGCUGCUACUUUUUUUUCAUUUUCUCUAGUUUCUCAAGUCCUCAAAACAGCUUCAAAUCAAGAAAACUGUCUCUGUUGACUGAACAUGUGAAUAUUGAAUACAUUUUGGCAUACUAUUUGAAGUAAACGUUUUUUCAUAUUUUAAAGAUUAGUGCUAUUUUUAAUGAGUCUCAAACUUUUCAGAAUUAUUAGUUAUUGGCUUUAUACGAUUUUCUUUAAUUAUCAGUGCAAAUUUUUAUUUCUUACUUUCAUCUCUCUUUUGUGUUCUCCCUGUCUUACAAGUAAGUUAAGGACCAUCUAGCCUUUAAGAGGGAAUGUAAGAGUAUACUGAUAAUUACAACUAUUUCUUUUUAUAACUGUGCAUUAUUUUAUCUAAAUUUUAAAAAAUUGUUAUUAAGAAUUUGAAUGUAUAAGAAAGACCUGGAUGCUUCUGUGUUGUCUUGCCACCUAUCCAUAGUUUUAAUUUAUCAUUAUACUUUGGAUUUUUGAGAAGUUCAAAGUGGAAAGCUAACUAAUGUAAGAUUAGCAUGUUAAAUGAAAUGUGGGAAUGAACUGA
This is a messenger RNA of Castor canadensis (American beaver), 4235 nucleotides long. RefSeq names its product zinc finger and BTB domain containing 41 (gene Zbtb41). Lineage: Eukaryota; Metazoa; Chordata; Mammalia; Rodentia; Castoridae. Gene Ontology annotation, molecular function: protein binding. The record is from RefSeq and is a predicted model, not a curated record.